AUGCUCGUUUCCCUGUGCUGACAUAUUAACUAACAUUGAGGUUAGGAGACACACCAGUUUGACUAUCUCACUGACCACAUAAGGGUAUCACAGUAUAUAUUUUGAAUUAUGUUUUGUUUAUGUUUAUUUAGACAGAUUUGACUGUACAUUUUGAAAGUAGUUUUCUAACUGCUCAGAUAACAUGUUUUUUUAUCUUCAAGCUGUCACGGGCAGAGUCCACGAGAGGAGGGACUCAACGUAUAUCUAAUCUCUGCAUCCUUGAAUUUCUCCUCAUGUGUUUUUAUCUUCCAUGCCCUUUGAUAUCUAUUGUAAUUCUUCAUCUUCAAAUCACUCACUUCCUUUAUGACUGCAUGAACUCAUGGUAGCAACAAUUAAAAAAUUGGCACUGGAGAUCGUUGAUGAAGACAAAAAAAGAAAAAAGAAAGAAAGAGGAAGUGGCACAUUUUUUGGCUCAUGUUGCAGACGGUCUAUGAGUGGCUGUGGUGGGAGCGUUUGUGGCUGCCAGUCAAUGUCUCCUGGUCUGAUCUGGAGGACAGGGAAGGUCGUGUCUAUGCUAAAGCCUCUCAACUUUACGCUGCUGUGCCCUGCGCCCUCUGCCUGCUUCUAGUCAGAUACUUGUUUGAGAGGUACCUGGCUACACCACUGGCUAAUGUUUGGGGAAUCAGGGACAGGGUACGUCUGACAGCAGAACCAAACCCAGUCCUAGAAAACUACUUCUGCAACCAAGCACGGGCUCCAUCACAGGCUGAUGUGACGUCUCUGUGUAAAAAGACGAGCUGGCCAGAAAGGAGAGUUCAAGUCUGGUUCAGGAGGAGGAGGAACCAGGAGCGACCGGGGCUUCGGAAGAGGUUCUGCGAGGCCAGCUGGAGAUGUGUGUUUUAUUUUUUUGCAUUUGUCAGCGGAGUCCUAGCUCUCUAUGAUAAACCUUGGCUUUAUAAUCUGAAGGAGGUUUGGGCAGGCUUCCCUAAACAGUCCAUGCUGCAAUCUCAAUACUGGUAUUACCUCUUGGAGAUGGGCUUCUACCUUUCUCUGCUCCUUAGCCUCACAUUUGAUGUGAAACGGAAAGACUUCAAAGAGCAGGUGAUUCAUCAUAUAGCCACUCUAACUCUUCUGAGUUUCUCCUGGAUUUCAAACUACAUCCGUAUCGGAACCCUUGUGAUGGCAGUUCAUGACUCUGCUGACAUACUCCUCGAGGGUGCAAAGGUAUUCAACUACGCCAAGUGGCACCAGACUGCUAACGCCAUGUUUGUGGUGUUUACAGUUCUCUUUAUGUUGACAAGACUGGUCAUUUUUCCUUUCUGGCUGAUCCACUGCACAUGGGUUUAUCCGCUGGAGCAGUUUGCUCCUUUCUUUGGCUACUACUUCUUCAACCUCAUGCUGUUGAUUCUACAGAUGCUGCACCUAUACUGGGCUGUUCUCAUUUCACGUAUGGUUUACAAGUUUAUCUUCAGCAAGCUGGAGGGCGACGACAGGAGUGAUGAAGAGGAGGAUGACAGUGACUCACCGAAGGAAAGAAACCACAAAUUGAGUCACAGGAAUGGCUCUGGAGCCAGAGGCAGAGCCAGUGGCCACUGACACAAACACACAGACAGAAACAGAGAAAAUAGGAAAUGGAUAGCAGACACAGGGACAGAUUGAGCCUGGAUUGCAGCUGUUAGAACCUAAUAGCAUUUUAAAAACAGACUAAAUACACUUGAGCAGAGUGUAUUGUAUUUAUAGGAACUGUGAAGGAAUACUGUUUAUGUGACUACAUAAACUGACUGGAAACUGCAUGGUUUCUAGAAUCCACUGAUUUAAGAACUUUCAACAAUAUAUUCUCUUAUCUACACACUAUUAAAAAUAGAAGAAGA
Messenger RNA from Lates calcarifer (barramundi perch), 1850 nucleotides. It is a transcript of the gene cers3b, whose product is annotated as ceramide synthase 3b. The coding region runs from base 454 to 1575 and encodes 373 amino acids. Gene Ontology annotation, biological process: ceramide biosynthetic process. The transcript is spliced from 11 exons. Gene Ontology annotation, molecular function: DNA binding; sphingosine N-acyltransferase activity. Gene Ontology annotation, cellular component: membrane. The record is from RefSeq and is a predicted model, not a curated record. Lineage: Eukaryota; Metazoa; Chordata; Actinopteri; Centropomidae.